AUGUCUGCCAACCCCGAUUCCGUUACCAACCAGGGCCAGUUCCACGCCAAGGUCCCUCCUUCUAAGCCCAUGACCAACUCUGGCCACCAACCCGGCCACCAUGUAGGCAACGAACGCGCGCCCGAGUUCCACGCAAAGACUUUCCCACCCGGCACCGCGCCGGAGGAGCACACUUAUCUUCCGAACCCAAUUCACGAGAUCCCCGGCCAGGCUCUCAAUCCGGACGUCGACCCGUCUUCACGCACUGAUCCGCUCGACGCCUACCGUGGUCCCACCACCCAGGACCUCUAUAACCGGGCCACAUGGAGCCGGCCGAUGCAGGGCCAGACGAGUAGGGAGCUGCACGGCAUGCAUCCCGGUAAGCGCAAGAAGGAGCACUCCGGGCUCGAGGGUGUAGGCGCCACCGACCCGCAUGCCCCGACCGUCGAGCACAAGGUCCGCGAGAUUGUCGCCGAUAAGCCUCCGCCUAUCGAGAGGGGCAUCAGACAUGUAAUUGGUCCUGCGCCGGAGGGCGCGGAGUACGACCUGCCGGAGCCGGCGGACACGGUUGCUAAGGAGAACAAACCUAAGAGGCAUCACUGAAGAGGUUGCAUGCUGAUGCAAGGAAGUUGUGAGGUUGUACGAUAUGGUGUUGGAGGAGUGUCAGGAUCUGUACCCUGUAUUAACUAACAUGUUAUGAACAUGAACUGGCUUAUUCACUG
Neurospora tetrasperma FGSC 2508 is the source of this 701-nucleotide messenger RNA. RefSeq lists its product as uncharacterized. Bases 1 to 582 code for a protein of 193 amino acids. The record is from RefSeq and is a predicted model, not a curated record. The transcript is spliced from 2 exons. Lineage: Eukaryota; Fungi; Ascomycota; Sordariomycetes; Sordariales; Sordariaceae.